AUGGAGAGCUUGCAGGCAGUGACCCUUAGCGAUGGGACAACAGCCUCCGAGCAGCAGGUUGCCAAAGUGCUAAUAGCAUUCUUUUUAACUGUGUCGGGUGAAAAGGUAAUUGAAGAGCAAGUCACUGAAACUGAAGACGAAAACACAGUGUACAUCCAUCCAGUGGUAGUUCAGAAAGAUUUUGUAGCUUUUGAAGAUGGUCAGCCAGUAGUUUGGGAAGACAGGGGUAUGGCCUACAUACCUAAAGAAGGUUUUGAUUCCAGCACUUCAGAGGCUGUCCAGCCAGAGGGUGGCUCCACCACCAACAGCCAUUCUGCCAUCGUGCUCCCUGACAGCCCCAUCGUGGAAGUGCAGGCAGAAACAGGGCAAGAGGAGAAAGAUGAUGCCUUUGAUGUCAGGACCAUUAAUGCAUUAAAGCAGUAUGCCAACAAACAUUUGCAGGAGCAGGAAGUGCACAGCAACAAGAAGAGGAUACGAGCUGCCCAUAAAGCACACCGCUGUGGGUACGCAGGCUGUGGUCGCAUCUACACCACUGCCCAACAUCUGAAGGUACAUGAACGUUCUCAUACAGGUGACCGGCCAUACGCAUGUCGCUUCAUUUGCAACAGGUAACAGUUUCUCUCGUCGUACGGGCAGAAGACCCACAUGAAAAUACAUGUUAGUGAGAAACCAUUCAAGUGCCCAGAAGACUCAUGUAGCAAAGCCUUCAGAGCUUCUGGCAAUCUACAGAAACACAUCUGGACGCACACAGGGGUGCAUCCCUCCAAGUGCCCGUCUGAGUCCUGCGGCCGCUCUUUCACCACCUCCCACAUCCUCAGGGCUCACAUCUGAACACACACAGGCGAGCGUCCCUACGCCUGUCCAGAGCCCAGGUGUGGAAGGAGCUUCACCAGCAUCACCAAUUACAAGAACCUAAGAACUCACACAGGGGAGAAGCCCUACGCCUGCCCUGUGCCGGGCUGUGGGAAGUGCUUCACAGAGUACUCCAGCCUCUACAAGCCCCAGGUGGUGCACACACGCAGCAGGCCCUACUCCUGCAACAUCUGUGGGAAGGCCUACAGCCAGAGAUCUACACUGGAGAGCGAAGAAGUCCAGCAGCAGCUGGAGGUUGCUGCUGAAGGAGGCUCCCCCAUGAAGAGGCAGCAUGUUGCUUUCCCAUCAGAGAUGGAGAAAGACAAGGAUGAGGAGGAAUAUGAUGAUGGUAUGCCUACACAGGUCUCACUUAUCUCUCAGGAUGAGACAGAGCAGAUCAGCUUGUCACAGGAAGACCUGCAGGCCCUGGGCAGUGCAGUCAGCAUGGUGAUGCAAAACAGUGCCCUCACAGUGCCCGAGGAAGAGUUCGUGGGUGGUGACAUGCACACCAUGACUGUGAUCAACACUGAUGGCACCGAGACACAGCCGGUUACCAUAGUCACCUCUGGGCCAGUCAUGUCUGAAGAGUCAGCCAUUACAUCCCUCUGCCAUCGGCAGGUGGCAAUGUUGGCAGCCACCAAUGGUGCUCACAUUGCAGUGCAGCUUGAAGAGCAGCAGAGCCUGGAGAACAGCAUCAGUAUGAUGGCAGCAGCAAUCCAGCAUGAACCUGUAACACUGGACACAGCCAUGGCUGAGAAUGGCUGCUGAGACCCUGCAGAGCCUCCCAGGCAGGAAGAGCAGACAGCCAAGCCCGUUCCUCCAUGGGUGCAUCAGGAUCUGCAGGAUCUGGGCCAGCAGGCACAUGGAAGAUGUGCAGUAUAGGAGUGAGGGAAGGAGUCUGAGAGCAGCUGGCUUGUGAUGUGCAGCAAACAGGCAGUGAGAGCCAGUGCUGGCAGUGUUGGGCUGCCAGGGUGGCCAUGCCAGAAGGGCUCUUCCCUCCAUGAGCAGUGUCUAUGACAGCUGCUACCUUCUG
Molecule: messenger RNA, 1885 nt
Organism: Centrocercus urophasianus (Greater sage-grouse)
Lineage: Eukaryota; Metazoa; Chordata; Aves; Galliformes; Phasianidae
Gene: ZNF76
Product: zinc finger protein 76
Biological process (GO): regulation of transcription by RNA polymerase II; central nervous system development
Cellular component (GO): nucleus
Molecular function (GO): RNA polymerase II cis-regulatory region sequence-specific DNA binding; DNA-binding transcription factor activity, RNA polymerase II-specific
Source: RefSeq, a predicted model, not a curated record